Messenger RNA from Vombatus ursinus (common wombat), 4716 nucleotides. It is a transcript of the gene EDNRA, whose product is annotated as endothelin receptor type A. The transcript is spliced from 8 exons. Gene Ontology annotation, molecular function: endothelin receptor activity. NCBI's taxonomy places the organism in Eukaryota, Metazoa, Chordata, Mammalia, Diprotodontia, Vombatidae. Bases 405 to 1688 code for a protein of 427 amino acids. The record is from RefSeq and is a predicted model, not a curated record. Gene Ontology annotation, biological process: G protein-coupled receptor signaling pathway; enteric nervous system development; regulation of blood pressure. Gene Ontology annotation, cellular component: membrane.
CACACUCAUCCCUUUUCUCUCGGUGACCAGCAGAGGUGGAGAAUCUCAUUUCCACUCAGCCAGACUGAGACGGGAGAAUUUGGAAGACCUCCCCCAAAAAGCCACACUGAGGAAGUUUGCAGAAGCUGCGGCAGCGGCAGCAGCAGCAACUGAAAGGACUAGAGACUGCAGCCACUUCUUCUCUGCCGCUUCUGCCGCUGCUGCCUCUGUCCUGGAGCCCGCGCCUGGAAGGACAUCCCUGCUCGCCUUGACUUUGUUGGGUUUCGUGAAUCUCAUGCCUGAAACGGGGACUCGGGCAGCUGCCAGUGCCCGGAAAACGAGCCCGGCGCGGACCUCCAGGGUGAAAAAAGUGACUGCACAAGACUAGUCUUGUGAAAGAUAGAACACUUCUGCUUGAUUUCAAGAUGGAAACCUUUUAUCUCAGGGCCUCCUUUUGGCUCCUAUUGGCUGGGUGUGUGGUCAGUGACAAUCCUGAAAGUUAUCACACAAAUCUGAGUGACCCCAUGGAUGACUUGACCACAUUUCGUGGGACAGAGCCCAGCCUCCCCUUCACUACCCACCGCCCUACUUCCUUGGUCCUGCCAAGCAACGGCUCCAUGCGUAACUACUGCCCUCAGAAGACUAAAAUCACUUCAGCUUUCAAGUACAUCAACACAGUGAUAUCUUGUGCUAUUUUCAUCGUUGGAAUGGUGGGGAAUGCGACUCUGCUGAGGAUCAUUUACCAGAACAAAUGCAUGAGGAAUGGCCCUAAUGCACUGAUAGCCAGCUUGGCCUUGGGAGACCUAAUCUAUAUUGUCAUUGAUAUCCCUAUCAAUGUAUUUAAGCUCCUAGCUCAGCGCUGGCCUUUCGAGCAGAAUGAGUUUGGAGUCUUUCUCUGCAAGCUGUUUCCCUUCUUGCAGAAGGCCUCAGUCGGGAUCACGGUCCUCAAUCUCUGUGCUCUGAGUGUGGACAGGUACAGAGCAGUUGCCUCCUGGAGUAGAGUUCAGGGAAUUGGGAUUCCCUUGAUCACUGCAAUUGAAAUUGUGUCCAUUUGGAUUCUGUCGUUUGUCUUGGCUAUUCCUGAAGCCAUUGGUUUCGUCAUGGUGCCCUUUGAGUAUAGGGGCAAAGAACACAAAACCUGCAUGCUCAACCCCACAAACAAGUUCAUGGAGUUUUACCGAGAUGCAAAAGACUGGUGGCUCUUCGGUUUCUAUUUCUGUGUACCGUUAGCAUGUACUGCCAUCUUUUAUACCCUAAUGACUUGUGAGAUGCUCAACAGAAGAAAUGGCAGUUUGAGAAUUGCACUCAGCGAGCACCUUAAGCAGCGCCGUGAAGUGGCAAAAACAGUGUUCUGUUUGGUUGUGAUUUUUGCUCUUUGCUGGUUUCCUCUUCAUCUCAGCCGAAUCUUGAAGAAGACUGUGUACAACGAAAGGGACAUGAACCGGUGUGAAUUGCUUAGUUUCUUAUUGCUUAUGGAUUACAUCAGCAUUAACUUGGCAACUAUGAAUUCAUGUAUAAACCCGAUAGCACUAUAUUUUGUCAGCAAAAAGUUUAAAAAUUGUUUCCAGUCAUGCCUCUGCUGUUGCUGUUACCAGUCAAAAAGCCUCAUGACCUCAGUACCUAUGAAUGGAACAAGCAUUCAGUGGAAAACCCAUGAACAAAACCACCACAACACAGACAGAAGCAGCCACAAGGACAGCAUAAACUGAUUCCCAGAAUACCAGCAAUGCCUCAAGCCUUAUGAAAAAAGAAAGACUGAUCCCCACAGAUGUUUUGCCAGGAAGUUUACCAAUUUUCUCAUUCUUCCCUGCCCCUGCCCCUGAAGAAUGCACUUGAGAAUUGCCAUCCAGUAACCUGGUUAUGUCUUUUAAGUCCUGUGAAGCUGACUGCUUUCAGCUGACGUGACGUUUUUCAGAGAUGCCAUUCAGCAGUGUUGGGGGGAAUCUGGAAAGAACUCUUAGAGUUCUUUGCCCCCAGGGACAUAUCUGUUGCUUUUGCAGGAAGUGAGAGUUCUCCCCAUAUGUGUGACUGGCAUAAGGUGCACCUUCUGGCUGAGCUGUGCUGGGAAGCGGCACCAUGAAAUGCUGGUGAGGGCCACAAGAAAGAAGACUGUGAACAACAUAGUGCAUCUCCAGCCUCUUGAGUGUUGAAAUUUGUUUUUCUUAUAAAACACAGUAUGGGUUUAAGCCACCUUUGUUUUAAAUGUCAGUCCACACCAGUAUUCUUCUUAAAAAGUUACAUAUCUUAGUAGCAUAGUCACAAUCAUUUGCUCUUGUUCUACACACAUUUUGUAAAGAAAGCAGUAGAUUUAGUGAGCAGUCAGAAGGUAAGGUUUCACUAAGCAAUGAUGAAUCUAUAAAAAUGUAUGUCUUAAAAGCAGCUUAAAUUUAGGUACUUAAAACUCAAACUGAAAGCGCCAGAAGGUACGAUGAUGUGCUAUUAAUAGACAUUUACUUAGUGCUUUAAUUUGCAAAGUGCUUUAUGAAUGUUACUCCAUUUGAGCUCCAGAACAGCCCUAGAAAGUAGCUACUACAGAUAGAAUUGUCCUCAUUUUAUAGAUGAGGAAACCGAGGCUCAGAGAGAAGUGACUUGCUCAGGAUUACAAAGCUAGGAAAUAUAAGAGGCAGGCUUUGAACCCAGGUCUUCCUGUCUCUCAAUCUAGUGUUCUGUCAGGCUGCAACUCUAAGUAUUAGUCUAAGGACUUUUAAAGAAACCUCUUGGGGAAAUUUUUUAAUGGUCCUUUCUAAGCUAAAGGGCAUACUGAAACUCAUCAUAAAUUCCCAAAUCACAUUUCAAUUCCACAGGCAUUUACUAAAUGCUGGAGUUACUUUUGGAUUUAAUAGUCAUUUUCCACAAGCCCAUUCCUUUCUUCGGGAGUAUCUAUUUCUCCUACAAAAUGAAGAGAAUGUACUAAGAAGUAAAAGACAAAGCACUUAAACUAUUUCUGAAAUUUUCAGUAACUGUCACUGACUUAAGAGGAAAUGCAAGGAAAUAUGGAAUUCAAAGUCUAAGCAAAGUAUCCCAUUUUCAUUGGAGGUUUUUGUUUGUUUGUUUGUUUGUUUUCAAUUUUGAAGCCUAGUAAUCCAAACUCUAGCAGCAUUUCUUUUGCUACAUCUGGAUAUAUGCUUUAACUCUCAGUGAUUCUCAAAAAUGGCUAAGUGAUGGCACCAGUUCUUAGCUACUGAGUGUUCCAUGUCCAUCCUUAGACAUGGAACAUUAGACAUGCUAUGUUUCAGUGCCUCUUCUCUCUGCUACAGAAGACUGCUAGAAGAGUGACGGGGUUUUACAUGCCAGGUUGAAAUGUAGCCAUCCUAAAUGCCAACAUGGACUUCUUCAUGUCCUGGGUCCAAAGCGCGAGCCUUCUUCACGUUAACCUGCUCACAAGGUCACCAUUUCAAAGUGCUUCCAAUGACUUAUUCUGGGCAACUUCCCAGAUGUUUACAGUCUGUGCACAGCAGAGAGCCUUCAAGUGUACAUAGAAACACCAUUUGUAAAUUUCUUUGCAGAAUUUUUUUGAGAUUAAAUGUCCAUGAUGUGUCUUUGUGUAUGUACAUAUGUGUGCAUAUAAUAUAUGCUGUUGUGUACCAAACCAUAACCUGAUAGUAUUGUUCAAGAGUAGUGCCCCCUAGUGGACCUUGAAAUGUCCUUAGGGGACACUUAACCAGGAUGAUUAAUUCUACAUCAGAAGCCUCUUUGUUCCCAAAGUUAGUGACUAGGCUUGUCAUUCCAAAGGGGUGAUCCAAUACAUUGAACAAAUGACUGGCUGUGAUAUACAAGGCCAAUGCAACAAGAUGAUUUCUUUUUUUUUUUCUAACUAAUUUUUUUGAUGAAGUAACAUUGGGUUGUGUCACCUCCUGUGCUACAGUGACAGGAAUGCAUUCUCUUAUAAUAACUUCCUGCUGCCACCCCCCUCUGUCCAUAGGCACACAUAGGCAGCUAUGUGUAAUGAAUAGAGGAUAAGCCUUGGGGUCAGGAAGACCUGAGUUCAAGUACUAUCUCUAGCGUAUCAUGGCUGGGUGACUAAGUCACCUAUCCUCUCAGUGCCCAGGAACUUCUUGCUAACUAUAUGUUUCAGACUAAUUGACACAAUUUGCAAUAGUAGAGGGAGUUUCCAUACACAGCUUUCCCUAUCCUGAUGAGGUCAUCUGGACCAGAAAAAAAAAAAAAGGACAAUACAUUCAUGAGGAUGCCAAGUAGUGCUAGAAGACAGUGCCAGGAAUCCUGCUUUGCUGACACAGAGCUAAGCUUAUUUAUGGUGCUUCAUUUAGACAUGAUCCCAGACACCAUUCCCCCUAAAAACUUAUCCUAGGUUCUGCCAUUGAAACUGAGAGGCUAGAAAUUUGUGUUUAUUCAAGUGUUACCCUGUCACAUUCCCUUCAUUUAUUGGUACAGCACAUGAAACGACAUAUGCCUAUAACAUAAGCUAUAGUAUUACAAGAAUUUUGUUUAGACAAUCAUAAUUGUAAAAAAAAUACAUGGUUUCUUGCAUAUGGAUAAAAUGUAUUUUAUAAAUCCAGAACGUCACACAUUUCUGGCAUCAAAUAGUAAUUGCAUGAGCUUAAGUAUGUGGGUUGUCAAUAAGCUUAGUAGGAGAUAAUUAUGCUUUUGAUGAGGCUAAUUUCCACAAUAUUUAUCAUAUCUAUACAGCAAAGUGACUCCCUAUAGAAAUGAGCCAGAUGCCAAGGUCCCAUGAUGGAAGUGGCCCAGAAAUGUAAAAUAAAGCAGAUAUUCCUACAA